AUGGCCACUCCUCAGCUCUUUCGAGUCCGCCGACAGCUCAGUGUCGCGCUCUAUGGCGAAGUCCUCGAGUGCGAACUCCCGGGCCACGACCAGCUCGUGGCCGUCAAGUGCAUCUCGCUCGCUCGAGCCGCUGACCGCCGAAGUCACGUCCACGCGACGCGCGAGAUCGACAACCCCCUGCAAGAACAGCGGGUCGCUGCUCUGCUCGAAGCCAAAGGCGGACACCGCAACGUCGUGCAGUCGUACUUUCACUUUGUCCAGGACCGGAGCCUCUACCUCGUGAACGAGCUCUGCACGGGCGGCGACUUGCACGCGUUCGUGGCCGAGCGACUCGACGCCGCGACGUUUCUCGACGAACACGAAGUGCUGCCUCUGAUGCAGCAGGUGCUGGCCGGCGUGCACUACUUGCACGCGACACUUGGCGUCGCCCAUCGAGACCUGUCGCUCGAGAACGUCUUGCUCAGUCGUGGCGUGUGCAAGAUCACGGACUUUGGCCUGUCGACGGACGCCCGGCGGCUGUGCGACGGGGGCCAAGUGGGCAAGGAGUUCUACAUGGCGCCUGAAGUCGUUGCAGGGGACCGAUACGACCCAACGCUGGCUGACGUGUGGUCGCUCGGAAUCGUGUGGUUUGUUCUGCUGACGGGGUCGCCCCUGCUGUCGCUUGCCUCGCCUUCGGUAAAAGGGUUCAAGGCAUUGGCACAGUGCGGCGUCGGUGCAGUGAUCAGGUCCUGGGGCUAUGCCGACCGCAUUUCGAGAGACACGAUCGCGGUACUGGAAAAGAUGCUGGAGGUUGACCCGCAACAGCGCAUGUCACUUGACCAGGUGUUAGCGUAUCCGAUGUUCAACCACGUCGCUGACGUGAAGCUGUCGUAG
Molecule: messenger RNA, 873 nt
Organism: Hyaloperonospora brassicae
Lineage: Eukaryota; Oomycota; Peronosporomycetes; Peronosporales; Peronosporaceae
Source: the annotation of a GenBank genome assembly